Canariomyces notabilis is the source of this 549-nucleotide messenger RNA. RefSeq lists its product as uncharacterized. Bases 1 to 549 code for a protein of 182 amino acids. The transcript is spliced from 2 exons. NCBI's taxonomy places the organism in Eukaryota, Fungi, Ascomycota, Sordariomycetes, Sordariales, Chaetomiaceae. The record is from RefSeq and is a predicted model, not a curated record.
AUGCUCGAGCAUAUUGAAGACCUCUUUGACAACUCAGUGGAUGCCACAGAUAUGUGGACCAAGGCCAAUCGCCAGCUGGUUACGGACUGUCUCAGCAGGAAGUACGAGAUUUCAGGGAAACCACUUUACCUCCGGGAACUUGCCCUACAUGCCAUGGCAUGGGUUCCAGGUGUUGCCGCCAUUCAUCGAAACAGUAUCAAGACUCGUCAUGGCCCGAUAGGAGACAGUAGCGCCAUUCAGAUCAGCAACGCCUUACACCGGGAGUACAAUGUACGGGCGGCAGCACUUGACCCGCGAAGUGCUCUGGUCGAACUAGCCCGAGACGUCGAGAUCAACGUAGAGUUUGUGGUCAUCUUCCCGCAAGAACAAAAUAAAGAGGAUGAAUAUAUGAAGGAAUGUGAGGAGCGGUUCGAGUUUGCCAAGUCCAUCGGCGCCACGACCGUUCAAAUACGCACCAAGUUUCCGUGGGUGAGAAUCAUCGAGGAUGACGAACCAUUCCCAGCCCAGCCUACGCCCGAUGGAAGGCUCGUUUCACCAGAACAGAGAUAA